Sodiomyces alkalinus F11 is the source of this 6740-nucleotide messenger RNA. Its product is annotated as E3 ubiquitin-protein ligase ubr1. The transcript is spliced from 3 exons. Gene Ontology annotation, biological process: protein ubiquitination; ubiquitin-dependent protein catabolic process via the N-end rule pathway. Gene Ontology annotation, molecular function: ubiquitin protein ligase activity; zinc ion binding. Gene Ontology annotation, cellular component: ubiquitin ligase complex; cytoplasm. Lineage: Eukaryota; Fungi; Ascomycota; Sordariomycetes; Glomerellales; Plectosphaerellaceae. The record is from RefSeq and is a predicted model, not a curated record. Bases 83 to 6589 code for a protein of 2168 amino acids.
UCCGAACUGAGAAAGCACCGUACAUUUACCCUCCGGAUAGGACUACCAGGAAGGCUAUGGUGCAUAUGCACCACUCAACCCCAUGAUGGAGUCUCCCAUGUCUACGCAGGAGCGGCAGCUCUGCGAGUUUCUCAGAGACAUGCCUGCUCAAUACAACUACCGCUAUUCGCCGUCUGCCGCCCAUGACCUCCUAGAGAGUCUCUUCUGGUCUCUUGCGGGGGGUGAACGCUACAUGGGCCUGUUCUUCCCCCAGGGUCGCCCUUCCCACAACAUGAAGCUUCACGACGCCCAGGGUGCUGUUGAAGGCGCUGAAUAUACUGAAGCCGCCCGCGGCAAGCGAUGUGGUCACAUUUUCAAAGCCGGCGAGGCCUCUUACUCCUGCCGCACCUGCAGCACCGACGAGACCUGCGUCCUCUGCAGUCGAUGCUUCGAUGCCACCGACCACGAGGGCCAUAUGGUUCGCAUAUCCAUCUCGGUCGGCAAUAGCGGUUGCUGCGACUGUGGCGACGAUGAGGCCUGGAGGGUGCCCAUGUUCUGCACCAUCCAUUCCGAAGAUCCCUCCGGCUUGCGCAACGGUGGCAAGGGCAAGCAGGCCGCCGGUGCCGGCCCGGGUGCCGGCCUCCCCGACGAGCUAGUUCAGAGCAUGCGUAUGACCAUCGGCCGCGUCUUCGAUUACAUCUGCGAUGUCAUCUCGUGCUCCCCCGAGCAGCUCCGCCAGACCAAGACCGCCGACUCCAUUCGCCAGGACGAACAGAUGUCCCAGCUUUCCCCCGAGGCCUACGGGAAGGGACCGGAAGGCUCGUCCGAGUUCUCCCUCGUGCUCUGGAACGACGAGAAGCACAGCGUCGAAGACGUCCAAAAGCAGGUCGCCCGUGCCUGUUCCACCACCGAGGCCGUGGGCUUGGCCCAUGCCACCGAGACGGAUGCCAUCGGCCGGAGCAUUCUCAAGCAUCUGGACAAUCUCGAUCGCCUUCUCGAGAUGGCUAAGAAAAUCGAAGAGAUCAAGGUGACCGUGACAAUACGUUCGGCUCGUGAUACCUUCCGAGAGCAAAUGUGCGGCACCAUGGUCGAGUGGCUGAGCGAUAUUUCCGGCUGCAGCGUCGGCAGCGAUCACAACAUCCUGCGGAUCCUUGUUUGCCAGGAAAUGAUGAGGCCCUGGCGCAAAGGCAGCUCUGGAGUCCACGCCAAGGUGGGGAAAGACGGCAUAUACGACGAAGAAGGACUGGCUCGGGGGGAAGACAUGCAAGCCACCGUUGCCCAUCGCUUUGUUAUGCAGAUACUUCAGAUGCAGGACCUGCCGGUACAGCCGGCAGAUGAUGACGGCGACGUCUCCGACGAAGAGGAUAUCGAUAUGGGUAGGGUCGAGGGUGGUAUAACGCCAUUUACCGAUGCCGGUGGAGAUGGCGACGAGGAUGACGAAGACGACGACGACGACGAUGUCAUGAUGGUCGACGUGAGGGUUGAAGCAGCGGGAGGAGGAGACCUUGGCACCGCCGUAGACUGGCGUGGCCCGGAUCAGGCCCUGGAGGAAGACGAGGCCACUAUGGCCGGCUAUCCGCCGCCGCCUCCUCCUCCGCCGCCUCCUCCUCCGCCGCCGCCAGCCCCGGCUGCCGUCCCGCGGAGGGCUGGGAGGGAGAGGGACGUCACACCAUCCGAUUCCGACACGGCCGAACCGUUGAUCGCGCCCGCCAUCUACGCCAAAGCCAACUUGGAGAUUCCUAGAAUCCUAGGCCAAACCGACAAGUCACCGCCGCCGAAGCCGGGUCGCUACUGGCUGGAGACGCCACCAGGGUACAUGGAUCGCGGUAACGUCCCUCCUGCCGAGGACGUUUUCCAGAGAGUCCGCCUCGAUUGGCUCAUCUUGUUUGACCUGCGCAUGUGGAAGAAGAUGAGGAACGACCUGCGGUCUCUCUACAUAUCAACUGUCGUAUCCAUUCCCGAGUUCAAACGCAUUCUUGGUCUGCGCUUCGCCGGCCUGUACACUACCCUGGCCCAACUGUACUUGAUCGGGGAUCGAGAACCCGACCAUUCCAUUAUCAAUCUGUCACUCCAGAUGUUGACGACGCCCUCCAUCACCGCCGAGAUCGUGGAGCGUGGUAACUUUCUGACGACCUUACUCGCCGUUCUCUACACCUUCUUGACCACCAGGCAAGUCGGCUAUCCCUGGGACGUCUCGUCCAACGCCUUUCUGGCCUUCGACUCCGGCUCGGUGACCAACAGGCGAAUGUUCCACCUCUACUUGCACCUGAAAUACCUGUUCGGUUCCCCCCACGUCCAGGACAAGUUGCGAUGCGAGGAGCGCUACCUGAUGCAGUUCCUCGAUCUCGUCAAGCUGCACCAGGGCAUCGGCCCCAACACGCGCGCUGUAGGCGAGCACGUGGAGUACGAGACGGACAGCUGGAUAACCGCCUCCAUUGUCACGCGCGAAAUCAACAGGCUCGCAAGACAGCUCGCCGAAUCGUUCAAGAACGUUCCCGAAAGUGAAAGCCAUUUUGUCGCCCGAGCCAUACGGCUGACCGCCAAGGCCGUCAUUCUCAAUUCCAUCGGUGCCGAGCGUCUUCGCUUCAAGCCGUCCGAGAUCAAGGACGAAGUCCGGUUCAAGACACUGGGAGACUUCGAGUUUGACGGCGAGUCGAGCAGGUACGACGUGGUCAAGUUCGUCGUGGAAGAGGAACCCAUCAGUUUGCACCAUGCGCUCCACUACACCUUGUCGUGGCUGGUCGAGUGCGGCAAGUCGCUCCCCGCCUUGAGCAUGCGGGCACUUCUCAGUUUUACGACCCAGGAGCUGAUGAUGCAGCCCAAGUCGAUGGGUCGCAAGACCAUGCCGAGGCGGGAGAAUACCCCCGACGAUCACCUCAUGGCCGCCUUCGACUAUCCGCUGCGCGUGUGCGCUUGGCUAGCGCAGAUCAAGGCCAACAUGUGGGUUCGAAACGGCAUGAGCCUCCGGCAUCAAGCGGGGACCUAUCGCGGCGUCAACCAGAGGGAUGUCUCACACCAUCGUGACAUCUUCCUUCUGCAGACCGCGAUGGUUGUCUGCGAUCCCAGUCGGGUUUUGGCCUCCAUCAUCGACAGGUUCGGCAUGGAGAAAUGGGUCAAGGGGAUCUUCGAACAAAAGACCAAGGGGCAAGACGAUUCCCAACACCUGGAUGUCGUGGAAGACAUGAUCCAUCUUCUGAUUGUACUCCUGAGCGACCGCACCUCGCUCAUCGCCUUGGAGGAUGAACCCAACCCCACCGCCAUGGCCAUCCGUCGCGACAUCGUCCACACUCUCUGCUGCAGACCAUUAUCUUUCAACGAGAUCUCCAAUAAGAUGCCCGACAAGUUCCAGGAAUCGGAGGACUUCCAUGAAAUCCUCGACGAGAUGGCGGUAUUCAAGCCUCCCGAGGGUGACUCUGAUGUGGGCAUGUUCGAGCUCAAGGCGGAAUACCUCGACUCUGUCGAUCCGUACAUUGCCCACUUCAACAAGAACCAGAGAGAAGAGUCGGAGACGGUGUACCGCAACAAGAUGGCGGUGAGAACCGGGAAGCCCGUCGAAGAAGUCGUGUACGAACCCAAACUCAGGCCGAUACCUUCGGGUCUCUUCAAGGACCUCUCGGCCUUUACUGCUACCGGCAUGUUCGCGCAGAUUAUCUACUAUGCGCUGCUCUAUCCCCUCGUCGCCCCCAAGUUCACCCCCACCGUCCCCUCGACGCGGGUCGAGACGUUCCUGCAGAUCGUCCUCCACCUAGUCUUGAUUGCCAUUGCGGAGGACCGCACGGAUGAGAACGACAUGAUGGAAGAGGAGUCCCCCAACUCGUUCGUCUCUCUGGCACUCACGAGACAUGGGCGAAGCAAUUUCAUGCCGGAGGCGCCGAAUGCCAAGACGAUUGUCGCCUUGUUGGACAUGAUGUCGACCGACGACGAGUUUAAGGCAUGCCACUCGAAGAUCGCCCUCAUCCUCAAGCGGAUGAGGCAAAAGAGGCCGCGCACCUUUGAGGGCGCAUACAUACGCCUGGGUAUUCCCGUGGACCGGAUCCACGCUGCCUCUCCGGCUAUCGCCUCGGCGGAAGAGGAGCGCGAGAGGAAGAAGCGGGCAGCACUGAGUCGCCAGGCUAGAGUCAUGGCCCAGUUCCAACAGCAACAGAAGAGCUUCAUGGAUAACCAGUGCGAGAUUGACUGGGGCUCCGACCUGGGCUCUGAUGAAGAACUCGAGCAAGCGGAAGACCGGAAGAAUAUUUGGAAGUAUCCCGCGGGAACAUGCAUCCUCUGCCAGGAAGAUACCGACGACCGUCGCCUCUAUGGCACGUUCGCCAUGAUCAAUGAAAGCAUGAUUCUGCGACAGACCGACUUGCAGGAUCCGGAUUUCGUGCGUGAGGCGUUCCACACGCCGAGCAACCUGGAUCGGUCCGCGGAGGAUAUCAGGCCAUUCGGUGUAGCGCGCGAGAACCGACAGGAGGUAACCAAGGUCAAUGCCAGGGGGGAAUUCUUCACUACGGAGCGGCAGACCAUUGGCAAGGGGUUUCCGUCCAAGCUGUGUCGGCAGGGCCCCUUGUCGGUCGGCUGCGGCCACAUGAUGCACUUCUCCUGCUUCGAGACGUACAUCGAUGCGACACACAGGAGGCAUCAGCAUCAAAUCGCCCGACACCAUCCCGAGAACCUACGACAAAAAGAAUUCAUCUGCCCGCUCUGCAAGGCUCUUGGCAAUGCCUUCCUCCCCGUCAUCUGGAAAGGCAAGGAGGAGUCGUAUCCUGGCGUGGCGCAGUCGCAAAGAGUAUUCGGGGAGUUCCUGGACACACAAAUGCGCUCGGGCUACUACAUACGUGGUGCCGCGCGUCCUCCUGACAGAAUUCAGGAUGCCUUCACGGAUUAUACCAAGGCUGAUGUUACAAGCACAGUGGCGGAGAAGACGUCGCAACUUGUCGAGGAGGCCUGGUCCACGGAGGAGUUGUCCGAAGGUCUCCCAGCCGUUACCCCGCUGAACUCGGUCUUCUCUGUGGUAAACACACCGCUCUUGUCGCGGCGGUCGCGGCGCAAUGAACAAGUCGGCAUCGUGGGCGAGCUAGUCAGAGUCUACAGGCGGCUUCGGGAUACCAUUCAGAAGAACAGUUUCCGGACGCGGCAUCCAGUCGACCCCAGAGAGGUGCGAGACCGCGACGAGAUACUCUACAGCGACGUCCUGGUCCAGGCAGUUGGGUACUCCGUCUCCGCCACGGAGAUCCAACAGCGCGGCGUGGAGGCCCAGUAUGGCAAAACGCUGUUGGACAGCACCCCGGAGCAGACCUUGACCCACCUGCGAAUCCUGGCCGAGACGACGUCGUCGUACAUUUCCAUCGGCGGUCUGAAGGCCGGAGGCGAUAACCGGAUCGAGGAGGAGUUCCGGAGAGACAGCGAAAGGCAGCAUUGCCAGCUAUUCAUGUCGCAGUAUUUCGGUGAGGAGACGGACAACACGAGGCGGCCUGUGGAUAUCUACCCGCCCCUGAUGAGUCAAGACAACUUCAUCUUCUUCACCGAGUGCGUGUUCGGUGUCGUUGUGGCACAGGACUUCGACGUCAUGCACGUUCUCCGGCUCUGCUACUUGGCCGAGAUUGUCAAGGUCGUCUACCACCUGGCGAGGAAUGUCCCUCUGAGGAUCUGGGUCAGCCAUCUCAUCAACCGCCAGGGCAGAGACGCUGCUUUGGACAAUUUCGCGGAAUUCUGCCUGGCCGUCACGAGGAUGGGCGUGGAUAUCACCGCCUUGGACGAGACGUCGCCGGCAGACGUCAACCCUGCCUUUGCGCAGCCCGAGCUCGACAGCCUGGAAAGCUACUACGCCUUCACCAGGAAGUACGCCCUCACGUUCCUUCGAAAGUGCACCGUCCUCUUGUACGUCAAGUGCGGAUUGGACUUCAACAGCCACAUAUCCCCCCAACCCGACGCGGACGAGCUCGAGCGCCUCACGGGCGCGCUGCGCAUUCCAACGUUCGAUGAGAUGUGUACUUCGCUGACCGAGUACGCGCCGCGGUUUGGUUGGCCGGCAUCCACGUCGGGCCUCGUCAGCGGCUGGGUGAGACACCAGAUCAUGUGGCCCGGGUCCAUCGAGGAGCAGGGAUUGCCGCCGUCUGCGCAGCUCAGCCAUCCGGGCAUAUUCGAGCUCGUGGGCCUGCCCAAGUUGUACGACAUGCUCAUCGAGGAGGCAUCGCGCAGGAAGUGCCCCACGACGGGCAUGGACUUGACUGACCCCAGCAUUUGUCUGUUUUGCGGCGACGUCUUUUGUGCGCAGGCCGUGUGCUGCUUGAAGGAGGAGUCGACGCCGAGCGACCAGGUACCGCAACGCAUCGGCGGCUGUCAGCAGCACAUGCGCAAGUGUCAGAAAAACAUAGGGCUCUUCCUCAACAUCCGCAAGUGUAGCACAAUCUUUUUCUUCCGCAUGUCUGGUUCAUAUAGUACUGCCCCCUACAUGGACAAGUACGGCGAGACGGAUCCCAAUCUCCGCCACGGCCGGCAACUGUUCCUCAAUCAACGGCGGUACGAUUCUAUGCUCCGCAAGGCCUUCCUCAGCCAUGGCAUCCCCAGUUUUAUCAGCCGUAAGCUUGAGGCUGAGGUCAACAUUGGCGGUUGGGAUACGAUAUAAGAUUGGGGAGGACGCAUUAGAUCUCAAUAUGAAAGGCAUACCAGCAAGGGCGCGUGGGUGAGUUAUAGGGGGGGGCAACUGGGGUUGGACGUCUUUAUAUUGGCAUUGUCUUCUGCUCUCUAGUAGGUUGGGAGUGAGAGGAUGAAAAUAA